UCAACUGAAUGUGAGAACCUUCAUGGAAUAACAACAGACAUUAGCAAACGACUGAGUGUGAUUGAGCAACCCAGUGCCAGCAAGGGGAAUGCAGCCACAAUCAUAGCCCUUGUCACAGGGAGGCUGCACCGGACCGUUGCCCGUCAUUGAGGAGAGAGCUGGCGGGGGGGAUUGAGGUGGCGAUGUCCCCUUAUGGAGCCGCGUUUUGGAAAACGAUCUACAACUGCAGUGCAGAACAACACUAGCAUGAAGAAACUGGUGAAGUGGAGAACAUGCAUGCAGUGACAACUGAGCUGGAUUGGGCAUGACCAUGAGUUAUUUGUUUAGAGAACCAGCUACUAUCAAUUACCCAUUUGAGAAAGGCCCUCUCUCUCCCCGCUUCCGUGGCGAGCAUGCGCUGCGCAGGUAUCCCAGCGGAGAGGAGCGCUGCAUUGCCUGCAAACUGUGUGAGGCUGUCUGUCCUGCUCAGGCCAUCACGAUAGAGGCAGAGACCCGUGCAGACGGCAGCCGAAGAACAACUCGCUAUGACAUUGACAUGACCAAAUGCAUCUACUGUGGAUUCUGUCAGGAAGCCUGUCCUGUGGACGCAAUCGUAGAGGGCCCUAAUUUUGAGUACGUGACUGAGACUCAUGAAGAACUGCUGUAUAAUAAAGAGAAGCUGCUGAAUAAUGGAGACCGAUGAGAGGCUGAGAUUGCUGCUAACAUUCAGGCGGAUUACCUGUACAGAUGAACAGAUAACAUCCUGCUGACAGAAACACGAACAGGAGAUGACAUCAGUUCAUUAGUGACCCGCAUCAUCUACUGAAACUAAAAAUUACACUUUGUAUAGAACCACUAUAAGUCUUCAUAUAGUUGCUGUCUAAACGCACAAAACAUGAUGAACAAUGAACGUUCAUCUAUCUGUUCAUUUUAAAGAAGUGCAUUCACACAUAAUAGGUUUUUCUCAGGGGUAGAUAUUACGCAGCAGUUGUUUGCGAAUGUUUACAGGAAAUUCACAUAUUUGCUUAUUCUCUGAUAAAGGGAUUUAAUGAUGUAAAUAAAAGAACAAACUAUAAAUGGUGUAUUUCUUUUGUUAUCUUAAUGCUAAUAA
Pimephales promelas (fathead minnow) is the source of this 1090-nucleotide messenger RNA. NCBI's taxonomy places the organism in Eukaryota, Metazoa, Chordata, Actinopteri, Cypriniformes, Leuciscidae. The record is from RefSeq and is a predicted model, not a curated record.